Messenger RNA from Zychaea mexicana, 1928 nucleotides. Its product is annotated as Endonuclease/exonuclease/phosphatase. Gene Ontology annotation, molecular function: sphingomyelin phosphodiesterase activity. NCBI's taxonomy places the organism in Eukaryota, Fungi, Mucoromycota, Mucoromycetes, Mucorales, Lichtheimiaceae. Gene Ontology annotation, cellular component: cytoplasm; extracellular region. The coding region runs from base 27 to 1862 and encodes 611 amino acids. The record is from RefSeq and is a predicted model, not a curated record. The transcript is spliced from 2 exons.
CUCAACCCUUGCUUCUUUUUCUCCUCAUGAACACAACAUAUGACGACUCUAUCUCAGAGCGAAUAACUUUGCGCAGUAAUGAAGGCUUUCGCCUUUCAGAGCCAACAAUAGAUCAAGCUGAGCAUGAAGAACAGAGCGGUCAGCAACAGCAACCACCGUCUGUUGUGCCACAUCAACCACAGCAGCAACAGCAGCAGCAGCAGCAGCAGCAGCAACAAAACCAUGACGACAACGAGCAGGAGCACCAACCUUACCACGACGACGAAGCGCCCAAUGACGAACACCGAGCGCCGUUAUUAAGACGUACAUACUCACAAGAAAGCGCGAUUAGUACCGAUUCAGCACCACCACCCUACGAAAUGUACCCACCAGCCAAAACGUUUUUUGGCAGAGCCUACAACUGGCUUCGCACAAUACCCCGCAUACGACGCCACCAAGCGAUUGCAUUACCCACGUUGCCACUCCAUGCCGGCAGUCGGUUUCGCAGCCAUCAUUCCGAUUCCCUCUCUUCAACGUCGAUUGAUUCGUUUGCUUCGUCCGCAUAUCCAGCGACAUGCUGCUCAUACUAUUACCAUGCAGCCUUGAGCCACCUGCCCUCGCUACCUCGAGCGACGCUUCCUGUCUGGCUCGCGCGUUGCCGAUGGGUACUUAUCUGUAUAUCCAUUUUCGCCAUCUUCAUAUUUGCAUUUCUCCUCUUUUGUUCCAUUUUCUUCUCACCAGCGUCGCUUUCGCCAGCGACACUGCCGGACCUGACGACAAACACAUCGGCACGAUUUUUGACCUUAAACAUAUUUAUGCGGCCGCCCGGUGUCACCAAUAACUGGUCCGACUAUAAAGACGAGCGAUUGGAUUACAUUGUCCGCUACAUUUUACCACAAUACGACGUGGUUGCGUUCCAAGAAGCAUUCGCCUUUGGAACCAGACGGAAAGACCAAUUGAUCCAACGGGCACGGAAUAUGGGAUACAACCAUCAUGUGGAAUCGCCUCGACAUUAUCCAUGGGAUCUGGGCGUGGAUGGUGGAUUGUUGAUUAUGUCUCGGUUUCCAAUUCGGACAUCGCACCAGAUCGAGUAUCCCCGUGGCAUCCACAGCGACUGGCUUUCGUAUAAAGGUGCCCUGCACGCAUUGAUCGAAUUGAACUCGACCAACUCAAUGCAUUUAUACACGACUCAUGCACAAGCAUCGUAUGCGCACGAAUCCAUUCAAGCUGAUAUGCAAGUUCGUCUCAGCCAGUUUUCACAAUUCCACCAGUUUGUCAGGGAAACAGCACAGCACGACACUAUUCCGAUCUUGUUGCUAGGCGAUUUCAACGUGGAUGCAGCGGUGCAUGAUGGAUCCAUUACAGAACCGUCGAAAUCCAAUUCGGUCGAAUAUAACAUGAUGAUGGAUGUGGUGACUGGCAAGGGUGUUGAUCUUUCAAACAGCGACAAGAGGAACAGUAAUGUGGGUAGCAAGGAUGACAACGACAACGGAAAUGACAACGAUGGCAAAAUCAGUGUUAGACAGAAGCGAUUGUUGUAUGCGGACCCAGCAUGGCAGAUGGAUCAGUUAAUGGACGAAGUGUAUAGUCAUUAUGGAUAUCAUCCUGUGACGUAUGGCGAUAUCAUGUUGAACAAGAACGGCGAGGUUGAGCCUGCCGAGACAGUGCUGACGGAUAUGGAGCAGGUCAUGACAGUCCAGAGCAUUGAUCGAAUCAUGUGGGAUCGCGCACGGGCAUCAGCUGCCAUGUCGCUGCGAGACGCCCAGGUUGAAAAGUUUAUGGUUCGAAGCAAUGAUAUGAUGAGCGAGCACGAUAAGCAACAAAUGGCAUUUACUCAAAUUUCAGAUCACUAUGGGUUGAGCUGCGUUGUCCAGCUAGCAUGAUGAUAUAUGGCGAAGGCUUGCUUGUGGAAGUAAAGAAAUAAAAGCCACAUUUUGCUAUUGUUAUAG